CUAGUCUCCCCCUCCCCCCUUGAUGAGCGGAGAGAUGGUGAAGCAAACGAUCCAGAUCUAUGCCCGGGUGAAGCCCCUGGCCAGGCGGCAGCAGGCGGGGAUUUAUUCAGUUGGUGAAGAUGAGAAAUCAGCCUCCAGUUUAGAGAUUAUUGUACCACGUGACUUGGCAGAUGGAUUUGUCAAUAAUAAACGAGAAAGCUACAAGUUUAAAUUUCAGAAAAUUUUUGAUCAGGAGGCAAAACAAGAUGCAGUUUUUGAAAGCAUUGCCAAACCAGUUGCGGAAUGUGCUCUAGCAGGAUAUAAUGGCACUAUCUUUGCAUAUGGGCAGACGGGCAGUGGAAAGACUUUUACCAUCACUGGGGGAGCAGAGCGUUACAGUGAUCGAGGCAUCAUUCCCAGGACUCUGUCUUACAUUUUUCAGCAGUUGGAGAAGGACAGCAGCAAAGUGUACACAACCCAUGUUUCCUACUUGGAAAUCUACAAUGAAUGUGGUUAUGAUCUUUUGAACCCAAGACAUGAAGCCUCCAGAUUGGAAGAUUUGCCAAAAGUGACAAUAAUGGAAGACCCUGAUCAGAACAUUCAUCUGAAAAACCUGUCUCUUCAGCAAGCAACCAACGAGGAGGAAGCACUGAACCUUCUUUUUUUGGGAGACACUAAUAGGAUGAUUGCAGAGACUCCAAUGAACCAAGCCUCAACUCGUUCCCACUGCAUCUUCACCAUUCACAUCUCAAGCAAGGAACCAGGAUCCACAACCAUCCGACGCUCCAAGCUACACUUAGUAGACCUGGCUGGUUCAGAGCGUGUUGCAAAGACUGGAGUUGGAGGCCAACUCCUGACAGAGGCCAAAUAUAUCAAUCUGUCAUUACACUACUUGGAACAGGUAAUAAUUGCCCUAGCAGAGAAACAUCGAUCUCACAUUCCCUACAGGAACUCUAUGAUGACUUCGGUGCUCAGAGACAGCCUGGGAGGAAACUGCAUGACCACCAUGAUUGCAACACUCUCUUUAGACAAAAGAAACAUAGAUGAAUCUAUAUCAACCUGCAGAUUUGCACAGCGAGUUGCACUUAUUAAGAAUGAGGCAGUUCUUAAUGAAGAAAUUGACCCUAGACUGAUGAUUAUCCAGCUGAAGAAGGUGAUCCAGGAACUGAAGGAUGAGCUGGCCAUGGUAACUGGGGAGCAAAGAACAGAAGAACUCACACAAGAAGAGCUACUUCAGCUUAAUGAGAUCAUUAAAACUUUUCUGGAAGAUCCUGAUCCUGAGAGCAUGCUGGAUGUUGGAGCUGAUAUGCGCAAGAUCAAGCACUGUUUCAAUUACAUAAAGCAACUGAUAAAUCGUACAAACAUUCCUGACAGAAGUCUGCUCUCACCAGACAUCACUGGAGAUGAGGAUACUAAUAUCCCAGAGAAGAAAGAGGAGCUAAAGAAGUUGAGAGACCUUCUGCACCAAAGAGAUAAUGAAAUCAAUAUUCUAGUAAGUAUGUUAAAGAAAGAAAAAAAGAAAACACAGGAUGCCCUUUUUCAGCUCAGCACUGGAUUUAGUGGUCUUGCAGUCUCGGAGAGUUCCCUUUCUAUAAGCUUGGAAGAAGGUCAGAGGCCAUCUGCCUGUGUUAAUGUGAAAGAUACACAAGAUUUCAGCUCCUCAGUACAUAGAACUGCUUUUCUUCCCAGGCAAACAGGAUCAGGAGGAGAAAUGUCACUUGGACGUCAGGAGGCUUUUGAAAUUUUCAAGAGGGAUUAUGUGGACAGCAUAACCAUCGAGGACAACAAACAGCUUCUUAAACAGAGGUUUGCUGAAGCAAAAUCUCUCGGAGAAAAAGUAAAUGAAGUAAGAAAUAAAAUAAACCAUCUGAAAGGAGAGAUAACCCAGCGGCACAUGCAAAGGGCAGCUCUAGGUGUUGCCAGUCCUUCUGAAGAUCUACAUGAAUCUGAUCCCGGGGAAGAGAAGCUUCGAGCACAAAUUGAAGAAGAGAAAAAAAGUUAUAAAACAAUGUUCAAUCACUUGAAAGGGUUGAAGAUAGAGAUUGAACACUUGCAGCUUCUUAUGGAAAAAGCCAAGGUGAAACUGCAAAAAGACUUUGAAGUCUGGUGGUCUGAGGAGGCAUCGAAUCUGCAGGACCAGCAAGAGAAACUACCAGUGAGCAAUUCAGCAAGUGCCUUGAGGGCUUCCCCCCAGUCUCUUGAAUCCCAGCAACAUCUGUAUACUAACAGUUUUUCAGAUACCAGUAGAGUCAACCCCAAUGAAGAUCGUGGUAGGAAAAACAACUUGAGCAGGAUCAGCAACUCAGCUUCAAAUACAAGGACCCCUCGGAGUUCAAGUUCGUCUAUCCCACUCACUGGAGACAGCCAGACUGAUGCUGACAUUCUUGCUUUCAUUAAAGCCAGACAGAAUCUCCUGCAGAAGAAAGGCUUGGGGAACAAGUGAAUUUCUUGUUGCACUCCAAUACUCCCUCUGUAAAUGAAGAAAAAUGGACAAUUCAAAAAUCUCUCCUCUUCCCCCACCUUCUCUCUUUAAGAACCAGGAACAGCUCACCACUUUGGGUCUGCAGCUUGACUGAGAAAAAAGAGUGACUUGUGUAUGUCACACCUGUGCAAUCAUCUCUUCAGCAUGGACAAAGAUCAAGCCCAACUGAAGCAAUGAGACAGGAAAAAAAAAUGUUUUGUUUAUUGGGAAUGUUAUGGUUAUUUUGUAAAACAUCAAAAUUAGUUAGCACUUUUUAAAACCACUUUUCCAUCACUACUAUAAGUGGAACAUUUCUUUGCUGCUGAUGCAGUUUUUUCUCUUUUUCUGAUUGUACUUUGGAAGCCUAUGAAUAUAGUUAUAUGAAAUUCAACAGUUUUGUCCACAGGUGUUUGUACAAACAUUGUUGGGUUUGAUUCAGGUGGGUUUCACAGUUGUGCUGUGCAAAAAUAGUAAAUAUUUGGGUCAUGAAAUUUAGUAGUUUUAUUCAGGACCAUUGAUUAAUGCCAGCACAUCACUUUUAUUGUUUUGUUUUGUUUUUUGUGAGAAAGGCAGUUUUGAUACAAAAUACCUGAAAUUUUGAGAUCACGAAUUAUAAUAUGAAAACUGAUCUGCAUUGAAGUGAAAUUUCAUAAAUCAAAGUUUCCAGAAAUGUUAGGUCUUUCACUUGGAUACAUUAAAUUUAAUGUAAAAAUGUAUCAUCCACAAAAUGUCAAGGUUUAAAAAAACCAAAACAACGAUAUCUUGCAGGUUUAAAGUAAAAUCAAGGCAAUUUUUGCAGAAUCCAAACAAAAUAUGAAAAUGUAAAUGUAAAGUUUUAAUGUUUUGUUGCAAAUACUGUUCUUUGUAUAACCUCAUUUUGCAACCCCAUGUCUCACUUUCAGUUUCAGAUUCAAGCAAAUCUAAAACAUAAAAGCAAAAUUUAGUUUCUAAAAUGUACAUAGUUUCAGACUGAAACCACUGUGUUUCAUGCUAUUGAGCAACUUGCAGUAAUGAAAUCUGAAAUCUCUUUGUUAUUCAUGUACAAAAUACAGAUAACUUGAUUGGUAGGAGUCAUGUAUUCUUUAGGGCAUAAACUUCAACUUCAAAUGGUACUAAAUUUUGCAGCAACUGAAAAUUAUGCAAUGAAUUGGAAAAUACUCAAAGCCACAGGUUUUCAUCAAAUGAACAAUUAAAAUAUGAUCAAUAAUGUAAUCUAUUAUUUAAAAAAAAGCAGUGUAUUUCCAUGCAUUUCCAUUUACUGCAAAAAUCAACAGGAGUGCCACAGAAAUCAGUAUGUUUUGCAAAGAAUUUAGCAAGCACCAGCUGAAGUGGUGGUCAAGUCUAUGGUUAUUCAUCAUCAGCGAGGAAGUGGGGGGUUGAGGUUUUGAUAACUUGUAGCAGAAGGGACAUAGUUCUUCCUGCUCUGGAGGACCCAAAACACAAAAAGUUGCACAUGUUAAGUGCUUACUCAUUAAUCCAAAAUUACUUGUCCACCAUUUUUUCAAUGACCACCCCAUAAAGACUGCACCUUCUAGAUAGCUCCUAUUUCUGUAUGACAGUUGGGUUGACUGUAGCAUACUAAUGCUACCUGUCUUGAUAGUCCCUCUUCAGAUAAUCUCCUGAGUCACUGGAAAGGGCCCUGGUGUUUACCAAGAGGAAGGUACAGUCAGUGGCAUCCGUUUAUAUUUGGAUUUGAGCCUGCCUAGCCACCUGUUAAACAGUUUUUCUAAGUAAAGAGGUUUUUGUGCAUGACUGAGUACUGUCUGUUGACCGUGAUAUCUAGCCAGUGGUUAUGCAAACUUGUAGAUAUAGUAAAUUCUGUUUACUUAACGUCUCCAACCAGAGCAAGCUGUCUUCUAAAUCGAAAGACCUUGAUUGCAGAGAUGUCUUGGGGCAGUAGCAGUACAGUGCUGGGUGCCAUGCAGAUGUUCCCAGGAGGACCUUGUGCCAAGCACCAGGGGCCACAUCAUCCCCUCUUGUGGUACAACACAGACAUUUUCUACACUCGCAUUCCCUUCCACAGGUUUUACCAGAGGAGAAGAUGGAUCUUCACUGAGCUCCCCAAUAGCAUCAUCACUUCUGGUCGGGCCAAAGUGUGUCCACACAUUCAUGGAAAGGGUCACAAAGCCUGCUCCCAUUUGUGGUGAAUCCCCAGGGCUCCACACAGAGGCCAGAGACACCCAUGUGGAUGCCUUGUGCUCUCCAACUCUUACCCCUGGUCACCCCCCUUCCACUGCUUCCUGGCCACGAUAGCUACAGGAACUCUGAGGAAAAGAUGAUACCGCCGCAGGCUUAGCAACUCCUGUAAAGAGGAUUGAACCCAUGAUGACAUAGGCCUAGGUAUCAAAUACUGAGAUUCACACAUAUGGCAUCACCAGUAUGUAUUGUAGCAUCCUCUCUCUGUGAGUUGUUACUCUUCUAGUUCAGCCAAUCUUAGAAUGGAAGUGUUUACUAUCAAUAGUAUAAAUUGAAGCCAUUUCAAAGAAAGAGUUAAGCUUUUGUAAAUGCUAAUUGUUCUAUCUGCUCAACUGGAGAAUAUGGAUGUUGACAAGAUGAAACUCCAGGCAUGACUUGUGCUCGGAGGCACAUUUGAUGUCUCUAUAUAGAAUGUAUUUCUUUUCCAUGUUCAUUUUAUUAAUAACCACAACAAAUCCAAUUUCUAUUUUUAAUAUGAUUUUACAUUAAUCAUUUUGGGGUUUGGUUUAAAUAAUUGUAAAUGGUCUUUUUCCAAUUUUUUCCAUUUCACUUCCUCUAAUAUUUGUUAUGGAACCUCACCAGUGUGGCCAGCAUCACACAGAAUUAUAAUACUAGUUAUUACCAAUGACUCGAUCUGAGGCCAGCACAAUAAAACUAGGAAUUCUUAACGUCUA
Caretta caretta (loggerhead turtle) is the source of this 5310-nucleotide messenger RNA. It is a transcript of the gene KIF6, whose product is annotated as kinesin family member 6. Gene Ontology annotation, biological process: microtubule-based movement. NCBI's taxonomy places the organism in Eukaryota, Metazoa, Chordata, Testudines, Cheloniidae. Gene Ontology annotation, molecular function: microtubule motor activity; ATP binding; microtubule binding. The record is from RefSeq and is a predicted model, not a curated record.